This is a messenger RNA of Talaromyces atroroseus, 1992 nucleotides long. RefSeq lists its product as hypothetical. The record is from RefSeq and is a predicted model, not a curated record. Bases 1 to 1992 code for a protein of 663 amino acids. The transcript is spliced from 2 exons. Lineage: Eukaryota; Fungi; Ascomycota; Eurotiomycetes; Eurotiales; Trichocomaceae.
AUGACCGCCAUCGAUAGAGUUGCCAAUCAUCCAGGCUCCAGCGACGAUAAGGUGCUCGCCGAGACGGAAUCAGUGCCAUUAGAAGACCUCGAAUCUGGCAGGGACAGCCCAGUGAAUGUUGAUGUUGACGGCCACGAACCAGGUCGUUCCGAGGAUUCUCUAGACUUUUCUGAACACGACGUCGACCAUGGUCUCCUAGGUGGUCGCAGCAGUCGAAGCCCAUACCCAGGAAAUCAUACACAACGGAGCACAGCUUCAGGUUGGCUUGGAUGGGCGGGCGCUUUUCUUAGGGGCCCGGAGCCUCCGCGCAAACAUCGCAUCACGCCAUUCUUUGAGGGCUUUCAAACUGCGCCGAUCCGCAUAGUCAGACGACUACUUCCGACUGUCAAAUCAAAGAUUCUGGCUUUGAUCGCGUUACAUGCCCUGUGGGCGUUGAUAUUUUUGACGGUUCUGAACUGGUCGGUCGUUGGCCCCGAGAUCCCUGGAUACGGAAUGCCGAAUCGACUUUCAUGCGGGUCGAGGCUGUGGCAUAAUGGUACCCUCUGUGGUAUCAAUGGUGACGCAUGCCGUCCUUUUGACGACCAGGCGUUUGCCUUCAGAUGUCCCGCCGGGUGCCUUGACACCAUCCUCCUGGAGCCAUAUACUGUGGGCGACCAGGAAAUAAAUUAUAAGCCCCUGGUGGUUGGUGGCGCACCGGGUUCCGAAGAUACGACUGCUUAUUAUCGAGGUGAUUCCUUCAUCUGUUCCGCCGCAAUCCAUGCUGGUAUCAUCAACACUGCUGCCGGAGGAUGCGGGAUUCUUCGACGCACAGGCGAGAGAAACGAAUUUAAUUCUGUAGAGAGAAACGGCAUCUCUAGCAUUUCCUUCAAUUCUUCUUUCCCACUCUCGUAUGUUCUCGAGAAGGAGAUGGCUGCUGUGUGCCGUGAUCCGCGAUGGCUGCUCUUUGCCAUGUCUGUCUUCUUCACAUCCAUCGUCUCACUGUGCACUACCUCGCCGGCUGUGUUCUACGUCUCUGUUUGGUUCAUAUCAUGGUUCCAAGUCGCACUGGCAUCCGAUCCCCCUUUCUCCUCAGAUUACCUCGAGGUCGUUUCGACUGGUAUGGGCCGUUUACUACCGGCCGCUUUUGUCGGCUGGGCCAUAUUCUAUUUCUGUGUUCAGGAUACUCUGCGGGGUCUCACUGCUCAAUGUGAAAAGACCGUUCUAUGGCUCGGCCCAUUCUGGGUUGGCGCUUUGAAUACCGAUACUUUUGACCGGAUCCCAAUAUCGCGGUUGACUCCGCACGACAUUCAGCAACAACCGGGCGCUAUACCUGCAUUGAUUAUCAUUGUGUCCGUCAUUGUGUUUAUCGUGGUCUCACAGGCCUGGGCUAUCUGGUCUGCAGGAAAGCUGCCUCGGUACCUGGUAAUAUAUGGCAGUAUGGUAGGCGCGUUAUUGGUCAUGGUUGUCAUACCUCAGCUUAACCUCCGUAUUCAUCAUUAUAUCCUCGCGCUUCUAUUCCUUCCUGGGACUGCACUGCAAACUCGGCCGAGUCUCGUCUAUCAAGGCUUGCUUGUGGGCCUUUUUAUUAACGGCAUCGCUCGCUGGGGGUUUGAUAGCAUUUUACAAACUCCGACUGCUCUACUUGGAGAUGCCCAGCUAGGCAGUCCCCUACCAAACGUCACUCCUCCUAUUGUUGAAGCUGCAGGAGACAGCCUUACAUUUCUGCUAUCAGCCCUCCCAACCGAUGUCUCCGGUAUCGCCGUGUUAGUCAACGAUGUUCUACGCACGCAUUUAUACCGUGCUUCCCCCGCACAAAAAAGUGCCAAUAUAGAAGAAACAACAGAUUUGUCCUUCGAAUGGACGCGCUUAAGUCCAAGACACACAGAGUAUUUUAGAUUUGCGUAUAUCAAGACCGGUGCACUGGGGGGCGUGUGGUACGAUGACUUUACAAAGGCCGGUGUCUGGAAAGAAGAUGGGGAUUGGGUUCAUAUGCCUCCGGGGCCGAGCCGUUGA